ACCCGUGAGAGGGGGGAGCCGAGAGUUAGACGAAGAGCUUUCGCCAAUAUCACAUCGCCAUUUAGUCGUUAGAUAACCAUUGUAGUUGUCAGUUUAGGAUAGUCUUGCAAUUUCAACGCUUUUAUUAAAUAUAUGCUAAAUAUUGGCCGCCUAACGGAUCAUUUUCAUAAAAGCAUAGUUGUCCCACCCCUAAAUCGUAGUAAAGUAACGUUAUCCGUGUCUCUUGAUUGACGGGUCCAUAUUUUUUGUAGGAUUUCUUUGCCUUGAAAGAACCGUAAAAAAAAAGAAGCUCUGUAAAAUUGAAGAACGGUCAGCGAAAAAUAACGGAGGUGGAGGAAAUUGAAAUAUCAAGAAAGACUGUUGGGAGCAAGUGUGAAAACAAGAAAUCACUGAAAAAGAUACAAGAGUUGUGUAUCAUUUGCAUAUUUUUUAGACGUCCUUAUUUUGUCAGAAUUAUUUUUGUUGACUUAGGGACGUGAACAAGUGACGCCAUGACAACGGAGAUGCAGGAGAUUGCCAUCACAGAGGAAAAACCUUUACUUCCUGGUCAGCCCGAUCCUGCAAAGGAUGCUGAGGCUGCAGCUCGGAUACUGUUGGACCAGGGCCAGGAACACAGUAUUGAGACUCCACAUGGUCUCCUCCACGUGACUCUCCAUGGAACCUCCAACACACGCCGCCCCGCCAUCCUGACCUUCCACGACGUGGGCCUGGACAGUAAAAGCUGCUUCUCUCCUCUGUUUAAGUUUGAGGAGAUGCAGGAGAUAGUGAAGAACUUUACCCUGGUCCACAUCGAUGCACCUGGCCAAGAGGAGGGGGCCACCGCCUAUCCUAUGGGAUACCAAUAUCCGUCCAUGGAGCAAAUUGCAGAGAUGAUCCCUGCUGUCCUGACAUAUUUCAAUUUCCGUACUGUCAUCGGAGUUGGAGUGGGAGCUGGUUCUUACAUUCUCUCCAGGUUCACAAUGGCCCAUCCAGACUCAGUUGAAGGUCUGGUUCUCAUCAACAUCGACCCUGAGACCAGAGGAUGGAUGGACUGGGCGGCCCAGAAGAUCACUACCCUGACCUCCUCCCUCACAGAGCAGAUCCUGAGUCAUCUCUUCAGUCAGGAGGAGAUGUCAGCAAAUGCAGACCUGGUGAAGUCACACAGAGAUCGCAUCUCUAAAGCCCCCAACCUCAUCAACAUUGAGCUCUUCUGGAGAAGCUACAACAGCCGCAGGGAUCUGAUCAUUGACCGUAACAGCAACUUCAAGUGUCCCGUGAUGCUGGUGGUUGGGGAUCAGGCACCUCAUGAGGAGGCUGCUGUGGAGUGCAACAGUAAACUGGACCCAACAACAACCUCGUUCCUCAAGAUGGCCGAUGCUGGUGGUCUUCCCCAACUCACCCAGCCCAGCAAACUGACCGAGGCGUUCAAGUACUUCAUCCAGGGGAUGGGCUACAUGGCAUCGUCCAUUAUGACCCGUCUGUCUCGUUCGCGCACCGCCUCACUGUCUUCCUCCUACUCCAUGGAGGGGGAGCGUGAGCGUUCUCGCACCCUGUCUCAGAGCUCUCAGGGCGGGCAGAUGCCCCCCAGCCCCUCCCAUACCAUGGAGGUGUCCUGCUGAAGAGAGAGAGAGACAGAGAGACAGAGAGACAGAGAGAGAGAGAGAGAGAGAUGGAGAGAGAGAGAGAUGGAGAGAGAGAUGGAUGGAUGGAGAGCUAGAUGUAUGGGUGGUGGGUGAGAGUGGGAUGAUAGCAUUUGUCACUAAACCUCUCCCGCAUCUCUUAACCCUGUCAUUCCCCCAGACCAGCUAACAGAGAAAGAAAGAGAGAGAGAAAGAGAGAGAGAGAGAGAAAGAUAUGGGAAAGUAGAUGUAAAAAAAAAGUAGAGGGACAGAGGGAAAAUGAAAGACAGAGUUACUAAAACACUGUCCUCCCACAAUUCAUCUCAUUCUAAAACAUUGUCCUCCCACAAUUCAUCUCAUUCUAAAACACUGUCCUCUCACAAUGAAUCUCAACCUCAUCUAUUCAUCUCUUCAGAGAGAGAGAGAGAGACAGAGAGAGAUCUUCACCCAGACAGCGAAGGAUAGAGGGAAUGGAUAAAUGAAAAUAGGGAACGGAAGAAAGGUAGAAUUUAGGAAUGAGGGAAUAUAGACAAAAAGGGUGGCAAGGAAAGAGCAUUUUAGGGGCGUCGGCCAGUCCUCUCUCCCUCCCUCUAUCGGAAAGUAUGUCAGCCAAUAGAACCCUUUAACCUAUGGAGUGGGAGGGGUCUGUAGUGACCUCACCGUAGUGUUAACCAAUAGUAAUAAUUAGGAUAAUGAGAAAUAUGACUAUGAUAUUAAUGCUAUUAAUAAUUACAAUGACUGAUGUAAUAGUAAAGUUAUAACAAUGUUUCUCUUUAAUUUUAAAGUUUGAAAUAUUAUGAAAUGGAAGAAAAAAAGACAAUAGCAGAAAUAGUUAUAAUGAAAAUGUAUCUGUCAACUCCUUUAAUCAAUUUAUUAAGAUUUGUUUGUAUUGUUGCUUUUUGUUACCUGCCUCAGUGAAGGGGUGAGGCUUCUCAUUGGUCAUGUGAUCCUUAACCAUAGCAACAGCCAAUGGAAAUCUACUUCCUCCUCGCUGUUGCCGGGUAGAUCAUGUCUUCCAUUAGCCCUGUUCAAGUGACUGUAAUUGUUGUUCCCAUGAGGGGAUUGGGGUGGGCAGGUAGGGUGUGUGUGGUUGUUUGACUGUGUGGAGCAUCUGCAUGCCUGAUCUGAUUUCAGCCAAUGUGAUUAUAGACAGAAUGUUUCCUUUUCUUUUUUAUACAAAUAUGGGUUUGUUGGUGUGUGUGUGCAUGUGUGUUUGUGAUGAACUUAUGGACGAAGAUUAGCAGAUAAUGAUGAUGAGGAUGGAUGAAGAAGAGUGACAUUGUUAGUGAGUUAACUCCUACACUAGUAAAUCAGUAACAAGUGCUUCCAAUGCUGCUGGCAGUCCCAGUCUCGACCAGCAGGGGUCACUGUGUUUGUCCUAUAGGCUUUAUGACGACGUACAUACAUGUACCUGCAUGCUCUGGAGUGAAGUUCCCCUCUAGCUACAGGUCUAGGAUAAGCUUCCCCUCCACCAAUCCUACCCUUAACCAUUAGUGAAGAAAAUGCUCAACUGACCCAAGAUCAGCAUCUAUGGGGCAACUUCACCCUACUCCAGCCUACAUAUACCUCACUACUAACAUACUUUAGUCUUCAUCAAAGAGAUAAGAUAGCUAAUACCUUCUUGAACAAGCAUACUGUACAUGUUUUAUGAUAGCUAGAUUUAGGCAUUGCAUAGCCCUAUAGUGAUGCACUGAUCAUGACUGACAGCUGAGAGCACCAAUACCAUGUCUGUCUUUGACUGACAGCUGAGAGAACCAAUAGCAUGUCUGCCUGUUUGACUGACAGCUGAGAGAACCAAUACCAUGUCUGUCUGUUUGACUGACCGCUGAGAGAACCAAUAGCAUGUCUCUCUGAAGUCAGGAGAUAUGUGGAGUGGACAGUACUGGACUAGAGUAUAGAGGUAUCCUUAUAGAGUAGGGAGUGUGAAUAAGGCAUUAUUGUGUGACUCUUUGUGUAUGUUUGUGUGUGCCUGGGUGUUUGUGCGCGUUUGUGACUGUGUUUAUGUGCCGUGCAAGUGUGUAUUUGGAAGCUCUCAUACUUUCUAAGCACAAUUUAAGAGGCGAGAUGAGGAAAGGAUAGAAUCCAUCCCAUUGGACCUUCUUAUAAAUCGACAAUGAACCAGCCCCUACACUGCCAACACCCUAACCCUAAACAAUACACCCUAACCCUAAACCUAGAGGGUGACUAUCCACACUCAUCAAGUCAUACUAUAGGAACUCUUCUCUGUGUGAAUAACAGUUAGAGCAGGUAGAAGUGUUGUAGGCUUGUCAUAUACUCAAAGUCAAAGCUAAUAACACUUUUAUAGGAUUGUAAUACACUUUCAGUGAAAACUGAAUUUUAAAUUGUCAAUGUGAUAUACAUAUAGUAAAAGGUUGUUGACUAAAAGACUUGCGAUAGAAGUACAUCCAUGUGAAGCUCAACACUGCCCUGAUCCUAAUCAAUGGACUGAACAUACUGUUAUAUGACCCAAUUACAGAAUACACUUGGAGAGCUGUGUGUAUGUUUUCGAGUGUGUGAAUGUAUGUGUGUGUUUGGUUUCUGUAGUUGCGUGGAAUCAUUAAUCUGGCGUAUAUCGCAUUUAAAAAGUAUUACAUUUUUACAAUCACCGGUUUGCUCGUUUCUUUCCUAUUCUCUUUAGAGUUCCUCCCCCUUCCUCACUUUUUAAAGUAGCCUGGUUGGAUGAUUGUUAAUGAAGAUACUGAGGAUAGGUCGGUUGAGAAGGGUAUUUUGAUGAUGGUGGUGGAGAUGAUGUUCCUAGAUAAUAAUAGGAACGUUAUGUUGAUGAUGAAUUAGGCUCCUCCUAGUCUUGCAUUGAGAAUCAACCAAUCUGGAAUGGGAGCCUCUGCCAAAAAUGGGGAAAUGGGUGGAGCCUAAUAGUUGACCAAAAAAGGGAAAAGGGGGGCUUACUGUUUGAGUUGAGUGGGCUAGGGUUGUGUGAAUGUACGCUGGUCAAUUUCUUCUUUUUUGUUUUGACUCUCAUUUUUCCUUCAAUCAUACUCUUUUAUUUUCCUCUUUCAUUGUUGACAAUUAAGUUUUAUUAUGUGAAGUGUUAGUUUACCGCCUCAGUGUGCUCAAAAGUUAGAAAACAGUGUGUUAGUUCUUGUGUAACUUUUUUAGCAACAGCACUAAACAAAUGGGAGAAUAAUAUAAAUAAUUAACAUGAAAAAUGAAAGAAUAACAGAAUACAAUCAAAUUUACUUGUGUGGCUAAUUUGUCUGUGUAAUAAAAUGAACAACCUAAAAAAAUUAAUGAGUAGUAAUAAAAGAUAAGAAUAAAUCUUGA
Molecule: messenger RNA, 4880 nt
Organism: Coregonus clupeaformis (lake whitefish)
Lineage: Eukaryota; Metazoa; Chordata; Actinopteri; Salmoniformes; Salmonidae
Gene: ndrg2
Product: NDRG family member 2
Exons: 16
Coding region: 492-1598 (368 amino acids)
Biological process (GO): signal transduction
Cellular component (GO): cytoplasm
Source: RefSeq, a predicted model, not a curated record